This is a messenger RNA of Aspergillus pseudoviridinutans, 1365 nucleotides long. RefSeq lists its product as uncharacterized. Lineage: Eukaryota; Fungi; Ascomycota; Eurotiomycetes; Eurotiales; Aspergillaceae. The transcript is spliced from 2 exons. Bases 1 to 1365 code for a protein of 454 amino acids. The record is from RefSeq and is a predicted model, not a curated record.
AUGGCCCCGAAUAAACAGCCCAAGAUUUGCCUGGAUGUGGCAGUCGACCAUCGGAUCAGACGGCUUUUCAAGCCUGUUUCUGAUGACCUGACAGAACCUUCCAAUCAUGUCUCCCACAUUGAGGCACGAGGGCUGUCACUGAAGCGAUCCCACAGCGAGAUCCAAGUUACUAGUCAGCUUGCAGGCCCAGCAAUGAAGGGCGGCAUAGCCGUCGUUCUGCAGCAGCCCCGGCACAAUCAUCCAUUCGAGGAGGGUCUCAGUGCCGUCAUUGACAACUGCGAAACUCUCUAUGCUCUUGAUGAUAUAUUUUCUGCCGUCUCCUGCGAGUCCCUAAGCAUUCGGACUAACAUCACCGUCGUCGACUUGCUGUCCUACAUGUCCGAAGACAUAGCAAGUAUCGGCGAUGAGAUCCUGAGAGAAUCAUUUCGUGCGUCAGCACACAUUAUUCUUGAUAAGGAGCCCUCUAUCUUGCUCUGCGCGGGUAAGUUCUGGCUACCAAAUGGGCGCGGAUUUGAUGGCCCAAAGGGGGAUGCCUGGAAGUUUGAAAGCAUCGGCGUUGGGAAGAAGUUUGGUAUCUCUUCCAAAGCCCCCGUUCAAUUGAGGAUCCGUCAUAGGGAGAGGGGGUUUGUUGCCAUUCAUAGGAUAAACGGAUUCCACCCAAGCUAUGCAAUGAACUAUCACCCGCAUGUCAGUAUUUUGAGGCAGCUUCAGAUCUUGAUAGGUGCCGAGACUUGUGCGAUGCUAAGAGGAGACUGGGAAGACGAAGAGUGGAUGGAUAAAUUGAGGCGUCGCUGCCAUGACUUUUCCAAAGAACAGGCAGAGUCGCCAAACCAAUCGUCUCGGCCGCAGAGCCCGGGCGAAAGCACAAUCAGACGCAAUGGUGCCAAGUAUUUGCCAUGGUACCAAGAGCUCUACUCUGAGAAGCUGGACAGCAUACAUAACUGUGUCCAGUCCCUUAUUUCAGAAUCAACACUGGCAAUAACGUCGUCCACGGAGCUUUACGAAGCCCUGCUCACCAGCGGUCUAAGCGAAAUUUGUAAUGAUGCAACCCUUAUCUUGCACCAAAUGUCUCGUUUACAGCACGAAGGGUGGCCCGACUCCGUAGGCUGGAAAAACAAGGCCGCCCUAAAGGAAGCCGCAAGUGAUACAGUACGAUUCACCAAGGGGCUGCUUAAAGCCACUGAGUCUGGCAAAGCCACGCAGUUCGCGAAGAUUAUCCAAGAGGGAGCAAGCUAUGUCCUCAGGAGCAUAUUAACGAGUGUGGGGGGCAGACGACUCCAGUAUGAGCUGGACCUCGAACAAGCUUCCGCGGCAUUUCUCAGGAUCGCUAUGAAUAUCGAACACUACUCAUGGAUCUCCUACUAG